AUUGUAACAAAAGCCACGUUCUGACAUACAGUACAGUGAAGUCUGCCACCCUAUAGUGAUACAACCAGGCACACAAUAUAGAGUGAUGACUCCAGGGCUUUAGCAUUAGGUCUGUGAGAUGUAUAAAAAAGGGACCAGGCUUGAUGCCCAAUCUGUACAUCUGCAGUUAUCUCACAAAUACCAUGACCAUGGGAAGGAUCAUCUUCUACGAAGACCGCAACUUCCAGGGUCGCUCCUACGAGACCAGCAGCGACUGCCCUGAGCUGACCACCUACCUGAGUAGGUGCAACUCCUGCCGGGUGGAGAGCGGCCUCUUCAUGGUCUAUGAGAAGCCCAACUUCAAGGGUCACCAGGUGCUGGUCAGGAGGGGCGAGUAUCCUGACAGUCAGCGUCUGAUGGGAAUCAAUAUGAGUGACUGCAUCAGAUCCUCUCGCAUGAUCCCUUUGCACAGAGGACAGUUCCGAGUGAGGAUCUACGAGAAAGAGAACUUCGGAGGCCAAAUGCACGAGCUGACUGAUGACUGCGAGAACGUGGAUCGUCUGCGCAUGUCCGACUGUCAGUCCUGCAACGUUAUGGAGGGCCACUGGCUGAUGUUUGAGCAGCCCAACUUCCGAGGAAGGAUGCUGUACCUGAAGCCUGGCGAGCACCGCAACCUCCGUGAGAUAGGAGCCAGCAACAUAAUCAGACUGAGCUCCAUCCGGCGCAUCAUGGACUCCUGUUAG
Molecule: messenger RNA, 722 nt
Organism: Phycodurus eques (leafy seadragon)
Lineage: Eukaryota; Metazoa; Chordata; Actinopteri; Syngnathiformes; Syngnathidae
Product: gamma-crystallin M3-like
Exons: 3
Coding region: 144-722 (192 amino acids)
Biological process (GO): lens development in camera-type eye; visual perception
Molecular function (GO): structural constituent of eye lens
Source: RefSeq, a predicted model, not a curated record